Patiria miniata (bat star) is the source of this 4069-nucleotide messenger RNA. RefSeq names its product zinc finger protein GLIS2-like. Bases 1 to 1476 code for a protein of 491 amino acids. Gene Ontology annotation, biological process: regulation of transcription by RNA polymerase II; smoothened signaling pathway. The record is from RefSeq and is a predicted model, not a curated record. Gene Ontology annotation, molecular function: DNA-binding transcription factor activity, RNA polymerase II-specific; RNA polymerase II cis-regulatory region sequence-specific DNA binding. Lineage: Eukaryota; Metazoa; Echinodermata; Asteroidea; Valvatida; Asterinidae. Gene Ontology annotation, cellular component: nucleus. The transcript has 5 exons.
AUGGAUGUGUGUGGGCCCAGCCCACCCCCCACGGUGCUGGACCAGACUAACGGACACCGGUCUGGUUCCUCAGACUCCACCACCAAAACCACUUCAACCACGGUAGAGAAUGGACAGGCGGGGAGUAACAUGCACAAAUACAGGCACGCUGGCUUGCCCGUCGGUACACUGAUCUCGACAUCCGUUUGUGCAACAAGAUCUUCGCCCUCUGUUGUCAGGGAUCUGAUCGGUGUCCAAAUCAACGCCAGCGAAGCCAACACGUUACUGACCCGACCCGGCAGCAUGACCUCCAAGCCGCUAGACCUGUCACUAGAGGGAGCCAUGCUCAUGGAGACCCAUUCCCUGCUGGGUGCUAGUAUCAGCACGGGACACGGGGUACCAAACAGCAGCUCCGAGUCCGUUGACGACACUACCGGUAUCACUCAUCCAUUCAACACCUCCGCCCACCAAGACAGCUCAGCCACGCCCCUCUCCAACCCCCAGCAGUCCCAGUACACCCCCAUGUUUGCCAUAAACGGCACGGAGGCAACCCCCUUUGUGGCCGUGACUGUCCCCCUGGAGAGCAACCUGCGCUCGGGCGAGUCGACCUCUUUACCUCACCGCAACGUCUGCAAGUGGAACAACUGUGGCCAGAAGUUUAUGGAGAUGGAGGAGCUGGUCAACCACGUCAACGAGAGGCAUGUGGUGCUGAUGGAGGGAGAGUACUCCUGCAAAUGGGAAGGGUGCAGUCGAAAGGGCAAAGGUUUUAAUGCAAGAUACAAGAUGUUAAUCCACGUCAGAACACACACAAAUGAGAAGCCACAUCAGUGUCCAAUAUGCAGGAAGUGCUUCUCACGACUGGAGAACCUGAAGAUACACAACAGAUCACACACAGGUGAAAGACCCUAUGUAUGUCCAGUAGCAGGCUGCAACAAACGUUACUCCAACUCCAGCGACCGCUUCAAGCACACGCGCACUCACCUCGAAGAGAAGCCUUACUUCUGCAAAGUGGCCGGCUGCGACAAGCGCUACACGGACCCCAGCUCCUUACGCAAACACGUCAAGACGUUCGGCCACUAUGCAAACCGCGACCAUCUCAACCACUACAUCUCCCAGAAGCCCCUGAGUGUUACUGGGGCUUCCAGUAAGCCCACCAACCACGUCUCACCAGCCAAACCCGCGCCAGUGUCGAUCUUCCCGGCAGUUACCACCGUGCCGCCGACUAGCAACAUAACCGGACUUCCCGAAGGGGUGAUCGUCUACCCGAUUCUGGUGCACUCUCCCUCGCUCCAGCCCCACUACAGUUACGUCACGCUUCCGGGACACCUCUCUAACCUAUCCGGGAACAACUCGGGGACAUUCUCCGUCGCGGGAAUGCAAAAUAACGACGUCUCCAGAGAGGUCAAGAAGGAGGACGAGUUCAGCCUGAACCAAGACGUCCUCAAUCAGAGAAGUGUGGGGAUGCAAGCCAAGAGCCAAGGGGUGGCCAGUAGUUAGUUUGUUAAACUUCCGGAACUUCAGCUUAAGUAUGUCAUACAGCUCAGUUGAGUGGGACUCGAGGCCACGAGCCAAACAAUCUCAAUUUUGUUGCUGAUGAGUGUCACUACACAUCACUGCAUUACACAUUUUAUGGAAGAAAUGCCAUUGUGAUAUGCCUGCUCAUAUGAUAUUACUGUUUUCUACUGGGCACCACCACAUAUGUAGCAGUGCCACUCUGAAAUUGCUGAUGUUUAGACCCCUGCUUUGUACACAUGUAUUCAUCAGUAUUCAAGAUGUCUUGACUGCUAGUGCACAAAGCUGGUAGACUCAACAGGUGCAUGUCACCUGUUUUUUUUUUUUUUUGCAGUGUAGGUCUGCCAAAGCAAGGUUUGUAUUCAUCGAUGUUAACAACAACAACAAAAGGAAACAUUGUGUAUACCGGCACAGACAACAAAGGUACAAAGCGGCUUCAUCAGAACCUUUGCCAGUGGUGGAGUUGGACCAUAAAAUUGCAGAUGGCCCUAGAUUUAGAGAGCAGGAGUUUGGGGAGGGCUGGACAUUAUCUGACAUCAGAGGUGUUGUUCAAGGUAGCCAAGGCUGGUCACCAGUUGACACCGAUGGUGCUAUAUUUUGGUGGCCUCUAGCUAUUUUACCAACAGUGACAUGCCUUUGACAAUUUGGUGUUUGGGUGGGGGGAUGUUAAACAUCCCCCCCCCCCAGAAAUGACUCCGUCUGUUCACAUAUAUUAUUUCAGUUUAACCAGUUUGACGUUUUGUGGCACUCAAAUUUCACAGUGUUGAACACAGUGUCGAAAUAUGUUGGUUUCAUUAAGAAACCUUCCCAGGAUUUACAGCUGUGUAAAUAAUAAAACCAUUUCAUAAAUUGUAUUCAUUUCAUCGCUUCGGUCCUUUUUUCCGAGCCUAACAUUUCCUGUUUUUUUUUUAACUUGUACUAUAUACACUGUACGUACCAAACUUUUGAAGUGUCUUUUGUAUCUGCAGGUUUUUUUCUGAACCAACAAAGCUACACUAUUUUCUCAUGUUAAAAAAUGACUUGUACAUAAAAUUAUUAUGCACUAUUAUAAAAAAAAAGUGAGUACUGUUACCAAAUAGAUCAGUAUUAAAGUACUCUAUUUUAGCUAAGUUCAAAAGAAAUUAUAUGCACAUGUAUGUAAAUAACAAGAACUGUAGUUGGUUCAUAUGCCCUAUAGUGCCUUUACAAUCAAAGUAAUAAUUGUAAAAACAGGCUUAGAAAAUUGAAUAAUUGAUGAAGAAAUUAUUGUACUUUACUGCAAGACUUACUGGACAGGAGAAAAGAAAGUUUGAAUCAAGAAGUUACAAUGCAAGAACACAGAAAGCUGUGUGCUUUAUUGUUCUUUAUAUUCACACUGGCACAGAAAUGUUAACAGAAAUAAUAACAGAAAUGUUAACAGAAAUGUUAACAGAAAUGUUAACAGAAAUGUUAACAGAAAUGUUAACAGAAAUUUUAACAGAAAUCUUAACAGAAAUUUUAACAAAUUUUAACAGAAAUUUUAACAGAAAUGUUAACAGAAAUGUUAACAGCUUUGAGUCCUAUGGAUUUCAAUAUACAUGUAUUGGAAUUCGUUGGAAUUUCCAUUGAAAUCUUUGAAAUUGAAGAUAUGGCUGAUUAGUAAUAGAUUGAUGUUGGAAACAUUAAUCCGACUUUGGUUUUUUACCUGUUUUAUUUUGAUUGUUUUUUUUUGUUUUUUCCAUUUGAAAAAGACUGAAAAAUCGAAAUGUUUGAUGCUUUUGGUUUUGGUUGUUGCAGUGUUUGUGUGUUUUUUCAACGCCUGUUUCUCAAACGAAACUCUCUUGGUGAAAUUAGACAAUGAAACAUGCGUAGCAAUGCAACAAAAUCUUCUAGAAAGUGUCGGUGAUAUGCAUUAUGAAAGCUUAUUUCAUGUCAUUUUUGUCACAACUGACUACAUUUUUUUCAGAGCAGAUCACAGAUACAAAAUAUGAGACAUGUUGCUAAAUUUAAAGUGAUCAGAUUCACGCUUCUGGUGUUAUUAGACUCUUCGGCUGCACUGAGAUGAUGUAUUGGCGCUGAAUACUGCCUGCAGAUUGCAGAAUUCAAAUUAGUACUUUUGCAUUAUUACUUGAUGUCAUUCUCCAAAAAAAAGAGAGAAGUUGCCACUAUAGAGGGAUUGCAUUCAGCAGCCAUCUUGGAGCUGUGUUUUGUUUUGUUGAUUCUUUAACAAUGAAUGCACAAGAGGUCUACUCAUGCGUAUCCCUGUUGAACAGAAACACACACCUCAAAGAUGGCUCCAGUGCAAACGGUCUAUUUGUAGCCAAAGAGUUUACCAACAUAUGAGAAAAAUCGCAAUUGGCUUGGUCAAGUUUUUUUUAUUUUAGACCCCAAUUUCAUAGGAGCUGUUGAGCAGAGGUUUGUAACUAAGCUAAAAUCUGCAGGGAACCAGUUACAAGCAGUACAUGUCAUAUGGUGUUUUGGCUGGUAACCAUUUAAAGCUAAGCAAAACUUGUCUUAAGCGGGUUCACUAAAACUGGCCCCGUGUUCCACAUAAUCUUAUGUAGUAUAGUAAUAAUUAUACUGUAUUAGUCCAGCAUAGAUCAUCCAAAAUAUUUAUCUU